AUGACGAACACUUGCGACGGUGGUCGUUUCGAUGUGCCGCUCUACUGUGCUUUCUCGAAAGAAGAAUCAGCGGUGUGCGACAAACUUGAUGUCGGAAACUACGUUGGCAAUGGCAUUAUCUACGCAGUUGACAAGUAUUGGAAUAUAAGUGCUAAAAUUCUUUCUCAGACAAACGGUGACAAGAAGGAGUUGAUCACGUUUGAGGAUUCUGUUCAUAUCGCCAUGAUUUCCACUCACUUAGGUCAAGGUAGUAAAACGUGCGGCAUGAAGCUACUGGUAUCAUACGUGUCCAAUGACGGCGAUUUGGAGCGUCUUGACAAGUCUUGCGUCGAUGAGAUGCCCGCGUUCAGUAUGACUCCACUGCUUGACUAUCAGCACUACUUUCUGAGCACGGAUGAUGCCUAUGACGGAGUGUACAAUGAAAGGCUAUAUGCAAGUGUUACCGGUCCAACCUCAAGCAUGAGCUCAGCAGGACAGGUGCUUCAGCGUGAUGAGCACCAAGACUAA
Molecule: messenger RNA, 507 nt
Organism: Peronospora farinosa
Lineage: Eukaryota; Oomycota; Peronosporomycetes; Peronosporales; Peronosporaceae
Source: the annotation of a GenBank genome assembly